Molecule: messenger RNA, 1866 nt
Organism: Nicotiana attenuata
Lineage: Eukaryota; Viridiplantae; Streptophyta; Magnoliopsida; Solanales; Solanaceae
Product: protein FAR1-RELATED SEQUENCE 5-like
Exons: 3
Coding region: 1-1866 (621 amino acids)
Biological process (GO): regulation of DNA-templated transcription
Molecular function (GO): zinc ion binding
Source: RefSeq, a predicted model, not a curated record
AUGGAAGUUUUCGAAUUUUCUGAUGAGCAUAACCACCCGAUGAUCGAGGAAAAUUUGAGACAUUUUAUAUUGUCUGGCCGAAAUCUUACAACUGCUACUAAAGACAUUCUCAGUUCUAUGGUAGAUGCUGGUAUUCGCACCAAAAAAGUUGUUCGUUACCUUCAAAAUGAAGCAGGUGGUAUUGAAAAUGCUAGAUUUAUUGAACAAGAUGCUCAUAACUUCAUACAAGCACGUAAAAGAAGUAUGAUUAACAGUGGAGAUGCUCAAACUCUUGUGGAUCGUUUUAUGCAUAUGCAAUCAGAGGAUUCAAGCUUUUUUUACUCUUUUCAAGUUGAUGAAGAUGGAAGGAUGUGCAACUUUUUCUGGAGAGAUAGUAUAUCUAAAUUGCAUUAUGAGUGUUUUGGAGAUGUGAUGAUUUUCGAUUCUACAUAUCGUACAAAUAAAUAUGAUAUGAUUUGUGCUCCAUUUGUGGGUGUAAAUAAUCUUUUGAAAAAUAUUUUUUUUGGAUGUGCAUUCUUAAGUGAUGAAACAACUAGUUCUUUUGUUUGGCUAUUUCGUACUUUUUUGAAGGCAAUGCGAGGCAUAUCACCCAAAACUAUAUUUACCGAUCAAGCUCCUGCAAUAGCGGCUGCUAUUAAAGAAGUUUUUCCUGAUACUUGUCAUCAUUUAUGUAAAUGGCAUAUUGAUAGGAAUGCCCAAAAGAAUAUACCUCAACUUUAUUGGAAAUCGGGAUUUAGAGAAAAAUAUUUUGAUAAACUCUUAUGGAGGUGCAAGUCGGAAUCAGAGUUUGAGUUGGUGUGGCAAAAAAUGAUUGAAGAAUGGGAUUGUGGGAGUAAUAGUUGGCUCCAAAGGUUAUAUGACUUGAGGGAAAAGUGGUGUCCUGCAUUUAGUCGAUCUAUUUUCUUUGCGGAUAUUAAAUCAACUCAGAGGAGUGAGAGCACUAAUAGAGUCUUCACAGAAAUGGCUUGCAAGACUAUGAGUUUAACUGAAUUUGUUAAUCAUUAUGAGCAACGGGCAGCUGAAAUGCGUGACAUUGAGGCGACAGAAGAUUAUAAAUGUCGAGGAACACCUAAACUUGCAAUAGAUGAUUGUAGGUUAUUAAAGCAUGCUGCAACUUUAUACACUAGAACUAUAUUUACCAGAUUUCAACAUGAAUUUUUGCAGGGGAUAUCUAAAAAGGUGAUCAAUACUGAAAUUAAUGGCACCUGUCACACAUACACAAUCCUCAAGGGAGAAGGCGGACAAAUUGAGACAUUGCAAUUCAAUUCUAUGGACAAUUCCAUAAGUUGCAGUUGUCUUAUGUUUGAAUCUUUGGGUUGGUUAUGUUGCCAUGCACUAAAAGUUCUGUUUAUUGACUUGAAUUUUUCUUAUAUUCCUGCACAAUAUAUUUUGAAAAGAUGGACAAAGAAUGCUAAACAAGGGAAUGGUUUCGAGGAGUGCAGCAAUAAAAAGAAAACAUCAACUUCAUCUAUGGCUAUUCACUUAAACGGGUUGAUGAAAGAAUCAUUUACAGUUAUGACUUUAGCUGCAAAUGAUGCCGAUACAUCUGUUGGCCCUUCUUUGGGAUUCAAUGAUCAAGUUUUGGAUCCAAUUAAGAAAAAGGGUAAUCGAAAUGGAUACGGAAGAUUAAAACCAAGAACUGAGCAAAAGAAGAGGCGGGCACCACAAAAGACAUUAAAAGCUAGAGCAACAGAACAACAUGAGCAACAAUCCUUGGGGUUAAAUUUUGAGUUAUAUGGAGAUCAAAACACUAGCUUCACACAACUGUUGACUCAGGCUUCAACUAACCAAAUUGGAGGUGGCAUUGAGAACCAAAGUUCAAACAUCACUGGAAAAAAUGUUGAUUUUAGUGGCCAAGCCAAUUGA